GAACAGCAUCUGCAGCGACUGUCCCUUAGAAGAAGGUUGGCCAGGCCCCUCCACCCUCAUGCUCCAGGGCUGGCACUGGGCCCAGCUGGCUCAGGAAGUAGAUUUGGCCUGGAGAUUGCAGAGAAACCGUCUGAUGGGGAAGAAAGGGGCGGAGUGCAUCAUGGUCUUCCUGGGGCUGCAGCCCCCAGCACAGUUCCUCAUUCUGCUCGCACUCGGGCCUCAGGCUUGGUCAAGCUCACUGGGGUGUUGGUGCAGCUCUGAGGGGUCCCUCACUGCCGCAUCAUGGCAUCUGCUCUCACCAGCCUCUUCCUCGGCUGCUGGCUGGCUGAGCGGAGCCAGGUGUUGGGAGAGGGGUCCCUCCCCAAACCCUCCAUCUCCAUCAGCCCCAGUGGGGUGAUCCCCAUGGGGGGAAACGUCACCAUCCGGUGUCAGCAUCAGCACCUGGGCAUGAGGUUCCUCCUCUACAAGGCUGGAGAUGGGAACUAUCUGACUUACACAGACCCUGCUGGCUCUGAGGCUGAAUUUCCCAUCACCAGCGCCAGACGGGAACACGGUGGCAGCUACACCUGUCGUUAUACCUACAGAGCAGGACCAGCUGCCUACUCGGAGCCCAGCGACCCUGUGCAGAUCAUUGUAGCAGAUCCCAGCUUACCCAGACCCUCCAUCUCUCUGAGCCUCACUUCGGUCACCGUCCCAGGGGCAGACGCCACCAUCCGGUGUCAGGGGCAACGCUGGGAUGUGAGGUUCUUCCUGUACAAGGCUGGAGACCGGAAUCCACAGCAACAAAUGGACCCUGCUGGGGGCAGGGCCGAGUUCCGCAUCCCCACCGUGGGCCGGCAGCACGGAGGGAUCUUCAGCUGCAGCUACCGGCCCCAGUCACAGCCCUUCGUCUCCUCGCAGCCCAGUGAACCCGUGCAGCUGGUGAUAGCAGGGGGAACUGACCCAACCCAGCCUGGAGCGGCGCUGGCUCCCACCCAGCCAGCAGGUCCCUCGGGGUGCCUGGAUUUCACCCACGCCAACAUCGACCGCCUGGCGCUGUGUGCCAUAGUCCUGUUUGUCCUGGGGCUGAUCUUGGCUGAGGCGUAUUACAACCGCCCAAGGGGGGUGCCGUAGGAACCUGGAUCCGGCCUUGCAGAGAAGAGAAUCUCCCCAGGGGACGAGCUACUGCCCCUUCAGGGGCUGAGACACCAGCUCAAAACCUCCUGCCCCCAAACAACCCUGCCUCGGAGAAUCCCCUCCCGACUACUCCCAACACGACAGUCACAUCCCAGGAUCAAACCCCUGACCUCCAGCCUAGAGGUUGUUGGGCUGGACUCACUAGACCCCACUGACCUCCCUGAGCCAGGGAUAAAACCUAGAAGUCCUGGCUCUCAGCCCCACCCCCUGUUCUAACCACUAGACCCCACUGCCCUCCCAGAGCCAGGGAGAGAACCCAGGAGUCCUGGCUCACAGGUGGAUGCAAUAGACGAGGCAGCUGCUGACGGUGUGUCCUGCCAUCUGGACUAGGUGGUUCAGGAUAAGCGUGGGAUAUAAAUUGACCCCUAGAUGCAGGCGGCUUUUAUUUGGCAGAGAGGGAAACAGGGAGGAAAGAGUGGACAGGGUCAGGGGCAAGCCUGGGGCAGCGGACGUCAGGUGAGGGCGCCCCCUGGCAGUAGCACCAGCUGCUCUGGAGGGAGGAGCUACCACAGGACACCACUAGGGGGAGCUCUGGCUCCAUGGAGGGGCAUCCAGCAGCCACAGUGUCCCCUGGCUACGUACAGCCCUGUGCACCCUGCCUGAGCUGGGGGCGAGUGUCACUCCUUGUCCCAGGGGACGAUCCCAGCCAGUUCCUGCAGCCACUCUCGGUAAAGCUAGGCAAAACGCUCUCUUGGCGCUGCGGUGAAAUGGUUCUUCCAGUCGCUGGCGACCCCUGCGAAGCAGAGACACUGGGUGGGACAGCAAUUCUGUGCGGCAGGGGCACCCCCUGGUGGGAGAGGUGUGGCUGGGGAAGUGGGAAGCCCCCCCCACCCCACAGCCAGUGCUCCCACCCCUCUCCCCACAGAACCUCCCACUGGAAGAGUAUUUCCAUAAUAGCCGUGCCAUGUGCCCAAAGGUGGGAUUAGGGUACUGGGCACUGGUUUGGGUUGUCAGGACUCUUGGGGUCUAUCUCUGGCUCCAGGAGGGGAGUGGGGUCUAGUGGUUAGAGUUGGGGACUGGGAGCCAAGACUCCUGAGUUCUAUCCCAGGCUCUGGGAGGGGAGUGGGUUACUCCAGAUUGCCUUCUAGGAAGCUAGGAUCAGAAUCUAGCCCUGACCCUAUUGUAGUUAUGGGGGCCCUGCAUCCCACCUCCCCCCAGCUUUUGGGCUAAGAACCCAGUGCAUGGCAAAGCAGGGACUGGCCAGGGCAAGCCCUUCUAGCAAUAGGCCCCUGCCUGGGGUGGCCCCGUGUGGGGGAGCCAGUACCAGACCAGACAUCCCUUUCCUUUCCCAAUUUUCCCACGAGCCGGUUGGUGCCAGCACUGGGCAGAGGCCGUGGGGCAGCGGGGAGAGAGCUAUGGAUGCUGCUGGGAGCCAGAGGAAGUGCCUCACUUGCCUUGAAACUCAUCAGACACCCUUCCCUUUGGGCAGAUCUGGGUGCCCCUCUCUUCUGCCCCUUCCGCAGCCCCCCCCAGAGAGGCACCACUUACCCCUGUUCACCAGCUACACCCCCACAGGCCCGGCCUGGCUUCAUGCACCAAGUAACUCUAUCUGGUUUGGGGCCCCUUGUACAACCCAGAACCCGGUGAGUGCCCAUUGAGGGCUCACCUCCAGUUUAAAGGGGUACUGUCCCUUUUCUACAUGCUGCAGAGCCACCUCGCACAGCAGAACGGGGAUGUCUCCCCGUGUGUGACCAAGGGGCAAUGCCCUGUAAUAUUAUUAUGAA
Trachemys scripta elegans is the source of this 2900-nucleotide messenger RNA. Its product is annotated as osteoclast-associated immunoglobulin-like receptor. Bases 283 to 1113 code for a protein of 276 amino acids. NCBI's taxonomy places the organism in Eukaryota, Metazoa, Chordata, Testudines, Emydidae. The record is from RefSeq and is a predicted model, not a curated record. The transcript has 8 exons.